AGAAUCAAAGAAAUCACCGAAGAAACAAUUAAAUCACCCAAGAAACAAAGAAAUACCCCAAGAAACAAAGAAAUAAUCGAACAAACAAAAUAAUCAAAGAAACAAAUAAUUAAUCAAAAUAACCCUAGAAAAGAAACAAAGCAGUCACCCAAAAAACAAAUGAAUAACCAAACAAUCAAAGAAAUCACCAAGCAACCGCCUGGAUCGCUACACCAAACAACACCAGCAAACACCCCAGGACGCCCAUUAAACGCUGUCACGUGGAAAUGCCGGAGUAGCAACUCUAGCACGGCCGUCGCGUCCCCGGCCGCCCUGCCGCCCGAAAACGCCCGCUCCCCGUUUUUCCCCGAAAUCCCCGGAAAAAAAAGCGCCCCCGAACUUUUCAAAGCGUCCGCCCUAAUCACCCUGGCCCCAGGCCCGGCCCAGCGCCCGGCGCGCGCUCCGGCGCCGCGAACUUUGGACCUAAGGCGCCAGACCCACGCCUCUGGCCCUCUACUCCUCUUGCCAGGAGACCCUGAAAGUCACAGCAACACGCCAAACCCCGGCGGCAACACGCACAAAAACACCCGCCCGCCCCUCCGCCUGCCCGCCGCCUGCGUUUUUGUCCCCAAACCCCGUGUUUGUGCCCCAAAACCUCGUGUUUGUGCCCCCAAACCCCGUGUUUGUGCGCCCGUUUCCCGCAUGGCCAACCUCUACCAGACGUUGUUCUCGCCAACGCCCGCCCGCCCGCCCGACGCCGGCGCCGACACCAACACCGACACCGACAGCGUGUGGCGGGCGCUGCCGCCACCCGCCGCCCGCGCCAAGCCCGCCCGCCGCAGCCGCUCGGUGUCCGUGCCACGCUUUUUCUUCCGUGCCCUGACCAGCCAAACAGACCCCCCGCCCGCCGUGCCGCCGCCCGACAAAACGCCGCCCUCGCCGGGCUUCGCGCUGGCCGGCUUGCACCGGUUGCGGGCGCUUUUCCGCUUUUCGGCGCCGGUGGACGCCGCCACAGACACGCGGCUGGCGCCAGGUGCGGCGUCGCCCGAGCCGUUCCCGUCGUCCGUUUUCCGGCCGCGCACCUACGACGGCGAGGACAUCACGCUGGGCCUGAUGGCCGCGGCCGGCAACGCGCAGAGCGCGCAGAACGCGCUCCGCCGCUUGGACUCAGAACUCUCGGGGCCGUCCCGACGAGGCCACCGCAGCGCGGACGGCCCGUCGCCUGGACUCGCGCGCGGGCCGUACCCUGCUACCAUGCAGCCACCCCAACAGCCCGCGUCGCCGCUCCGCAAGACGCUCCGGCGCGUGGCGCUGGCGCCGUUGGUGCGGCUCCUCGGGGACCGGUCGCCGUGCGCGGAGCCGCCCAAGGAGUUCGACCUCAACGACCACAUUGGCGAGCUCAACCUCGCGCAGGGCCGGCCCCGCACGUACACGCAGGGCCGGACGUACCUGCAGCUGGCGCCAAGCUUCGAGACGAUCCGCUUGUUGGGCAAGGGCGACGUGGGCAAGGUGUUCCUCGUGCGCGAGAAGGCCAGCUCGCGGCUCUACGCCAUGAAGGUGCUCAACAAGAAGGAGAUGAUCCAGCGCGACAAGAUCAAGCGCGCGUUGGCCGAGCAGGAGAUCCUCGCCACCAGCAGCCACCCGUUCAUCGUGACCUUGUACCACUCGUUCCAGCUGGAGGACUCGUUGUUCCUCUGCAUGGAGUAUUGCAUGGGCGGCGAGUUCUUCCGGGCGCUCCAGACGCGCGACACCAAGACCAUCGCCGAGGACGCCGCGCGCUUCUACGCGGCCGAGGUCACCGCGGCGCUCGAGUACUUGCACUUGCUGGGCUUCAUCUACCGCGACUUGAAGCCAGAGAACAUCUUGCUCCACCAGCUGGGGCACAUCAUGUUGAGCGACUUCGACUUGUCCAAGCAGUCCGCCUGCAUCAAGAGCCCGGAGAUCCAGUUCACCAAGGCCCACAGCUCCGCCAGCCCGGCCAUCGACACCAAGGCUUGCAUCGACGGCUUCCGCACAAACUCGUUCGUCGGCACCGAGGAGUACAUCGCGCCUGAGGUCAUUCGCGGGAAGGGCCACACCAGCGCCGUCGACUGGUGGACCUUGGGCAUCUUCAUGUACGAGAUGCUCUACGGCACCACUCCCUUCAAGGGCAAGGACCGCAAGACCACCUUCGGCAAUGUCUUGAAGCGCGACGUGCGCUUCCCGGACUCGAAGCCCGUGUCCUCCAGCUGCAGGAGCCUCAUCAAAAAGCUCCUCAUUAAGGACGAGACAAAGCGCUUGGGCUCCAAGUUGGGGGCCUCCGACAUCAAGACACACCCGUUCUUCAAGGCCACCCAGUGGGCUUUGCUUCGCCACCAGAAACCACCCAUGAUCCCUGUGCUCACCAAAACAAAGAAGCCUGAGCGCACCGCGGAUCGCCCGCCGAGCCAAGAGGAGCCGGCUUCUCUCCCGAAGGCAGACGCGAAGGACGAUCCGUUCGCUAUGUUCAGCUCCGUGACCUUGCGUCACGACGACGAAGAUACAGAGGACGCCCAUAUCGUGGAGAACGAUACCACGCUCUACUCAAGCGUGGCAUACACCAUGACUAGCCACCCAGAAAGCUCUCUGAAGCGCUCCAAGGGCUUUCUUCGAAGAUGAUAUGUGUGUGAAUAUGCAUGAGACUACCGUCCGACACUAUACUGGCGCCCAUUGCUUGGCGAUCCUUCAACCCCGACAUUGCAUCAAAAUUAGCCACCACCUGUUGCCCUUGGCGAGUUCGUGAAUUCAUAACACAUAGCCAAGCGAAGGUUUACCUCAUAGACUCUUCCGACUACGUUUUGCCGUCAAUGGGCAGCAUUUAGAUGGCAAACUACGCUCCUUUCCAGGCGGACAUCUUGAGAACAAGAAAAUAGCCCUCUGGAAUAUUCGAUUUCCGC
Messenger RNA from Metschnikowia bicuspidata var. bicuspidata NRRL YB-4993, 2894 nucleotides. Its product is annotated as serine/threonine protein kinase. Gene Ontology annotation, cellular component: nucleus; cytoplasm; plasma membrane. Gene Ontology annotation, biological process: protein phosphorylation. Bases 160 to 2616 code for a protein of 818 amino acids. The transcript has 3 exons. NCBI's taxonomy places the organism in Eukaryota, Fungi, Ascomycota, Pichiomycetes, Serinales, Metschnikowiaceae. The record is from RefSeq and is a predicted model, not a curated record. Gene Ontology annotation, molecular function: ATP binding; protein serine/threonine kinase activity.